AUGAUUGAUUUGGAGAAUUACGAAGGUAUUGAUAAGGUUAAACAGUAUUUCGAUCAAUCUAAUGAUGCAAAUGAUCCCAAAUAUAUAUUAAAAGCUUAUACCGAACAAACCGGAUUUUAUCAAAGAUUAAAUAGAACAUUAGCAAGAUCACAUGAAUUGAAUCCAAACGAUGGAAAUCAACAUCAAUUAUUAGAUUUUCUUAAUCUGAUUUGCUGUCAUCCUAGUUUUCGUAAUUAUGAAUUCCAAGAUCAAGCAUAUCGUGGUAUGAGAAUGGAUGCCGAUGAAUUAAAACAAUACGACAUAGGUGCUAAGAUUAUGAUGAAAUCUUUAAUAAAAUUCGAAAAGCUCACACAGCAUUAUAUACAAUAUUUAUUGUAA
Molecule: messenger RNA, 378 nt
Organism: Rotaria sp. Silwood2
Lineage: Eukaryota; Metazoa; Rotifera; Eurotatoria; Philodinida; Philodinidae
Source: the annotation of a GenBank genome assembly